AGAAAUAUCGAGUAUUCGUAACUUUUGCAGAGUUUGCUCAAGUGCGAGCACUGGGAGUGCGGCAUGAACAUAGGUCGAUAUGACGGCGUGGUAGGAGUACACCGCUCAAACCAAACAGCCAAGGACUGGAAAUGAGGUAGUAGCCAUCGUCGCGAUCGUAGGCAGCGAUUUGGACAAGGGAAACCACAAUGGAAGGCAGAGUCCUUCCAACAUUGCGAUGAGAGAGCGCUCACGCUGAGGCUUAUCGGUGCUGUGUAGAGCAUCGAUGAAAUAGUCUCGACCUGCUCAAAGUACGUCGGAUGACAGCGAUCACACAAAUCAUGUCAAAAGUACUUCGUAACUUCUUUGAAUCCCACGGGUCACCACAAGUCUUGCUAGCUAAGCUUUUAGGGAAAUCGCCUCAAGCUAGAAGCCACCUUACACCAUCUCUCCGAGCCAAAAUCGACGCAAUCGCUCAACUGCGUAUUGAUUGCGGCGAGAAGAUCGGCGACAUGCUUUACCUCCAUCUUCAAAUCAAUCGCGAAGCCAAGUCGCCACCAUUGAGGAAAUACAUGAAGAAGUCGGGAAGAGGGAGUCAUGCAACCCUUGCAACGGCCGCCUGGGACACAAGAGCGAAAGAUCAGACGGCGAUAUCUGUACAGGUCUCCGCUGAGCUGCAUAGGAAAGCCCGGGAAGCGCUCGGGUACCAAGAUACCAAGCAUCAUGCAUUGAUUCAUACCUAGCUUUCCACUAUGUCGACGAAAAAUGUGCAAUCUUCUAAAUGGCCUGCUGACUUGUAUAUC
Messenger RNA from Dissoconium aciculare CBS 342.82, 782 nucleotides. RefSeq lists its product as uncharacterized. Bases 300 to 722 code for a protein of 140 amino acids. Lineage: Eukaryota; Fungi; Ascomycota; Dothideomycetes; Mycosphaerellales; Dissoconiaceae. The record is from RefSeq and is a predicted model, not a curated record. The transcript has a single exon.